AUGCGCGAGAAGGCCCACAGUCCGCGCAAGCUGGUGGCCGAGCUGACGCUGCGCACCGACCUGCUGGCGCCGGCCGGUGAGCUGACGCCGUACGACCUGCGCACUGCUGAGCUGCCGGCGCCGGACGCCGACGGCGACCAGCAGGUGCCGCUCGACCUCAGCGUACGCGCGCGUCUGCACGAGGACGAGAACCGCAACCUGGUGCCCGUGUCACCGGGCGCAGUGGCCGCCAUGGAGGUGGAGCCCGCGGCCGGCGCCGGCGCCAAGCUGGCGUACGGUCGGCCGCUGUACGCCGGCGCCGAGACGGAGCUGGCUGGUCAUCUUUACAGCCCGGCGCUCAUCGACAUCUACGGCAAGAGCAAGCUGUACGGCUCGCCGCUGCUGGCGUCGCCGCCGAGCUACCCGUUCAUCCUGCCGGGGACGUUUGAGAUGAUCCGCUCACAGCUGGACCACAUCCACCUGCGGAGGAACACCGGCGUGCCCCUGCCGGGCGUGCUCAAGAACAAGGACCGCUACUCAUGCAAGUUCUGCGGCAAGAACUUCCCGCGCUCGGCCAACCUGACGCGCCACCUGCGCACGCACACGGGCGAGCAGCCGUACAAGUGCAAGUACUGCGAGCGCUCGUUCAGCAUCUCGUCCAACCUGCAGCGCCACAUCCGCAACAUCCACAACAAGGAGAAGCCGUUCCGGUGUCCGCUCUGCGACCGCUGCUUCGGCCAGCAGACCAACCUGGACCGGCACCUGCGCAAGCACGAGUCGGACGGGCCGACCAUCCUGGACGGCGGGUUCCGACGCGCCGCGUCGCACCGCUCCGUCUCGACGUCGGGCUCGCCGGCGUCCGAGGACUCGGCCGCUGAGAUCGACGUCGAGGAGGUGGACGAGGCCGAGGCCGUCUCCUCGCCCGAUACCGUAGACGCCAAGCCGGCGUCGGACGCCGAGGCCAACUGAGCGAAGCUUCCUCGCCGGCGAGCAGCUCGCCUUCGGAUCUGGAACGGAGCUGGGACGGAUCUGAUAUUGGAUAUAGAACCAGACCUGAAUUCGGAUCUGGAACGGACCUGGGACGGAUCUGAGAUCGGAUAUAGAACCGGAUCUGCACCAGGAUCUUUGAUCGGAUCUAGAAUCAGAUGUAGUGUCGGAUCUUUUGCCCCAGUGUGUGGCCGGAUUUGCUACCGGAUCCAGGACCGGAUCUGGACCGGGCCUAACUGCACGAGAGCUGCGUCGGGGCACGCGCGGUCCGGAGAGGCGACGCCGUCCGACGAAGGCGGAUCUGACACAUGCGCGACCUCCUCGCAAAAGACACCAAGCUUUAAGACGUACACUGCGAGGAAGGCCGCACGACACCGAGUACCUGACACCUUGUGAGGACGCCCGCUGGCGCGGGCGCACGCCGUCUCUCUCCCGUGCUCGCAGGGGCCAACGCUGCCCGCAGCCAUGACGUGAGGCUAAAGACUGAAGUACAAAGCAACUGCGCCGCGCGUGUGGCCCCGCGCGGUAUGCCACUGCCACAGCCUGGGUCGCCGAGGGCUGUCGCGAGUACCUGCCGGGUGGCGGUGGAGGGUGUGGGUGUGGAGCGCGGCCGCCGGGGCCCGUGAGCGGAGACGGGCUCCCGCGGAGCACGUGCAGUGUUGCCGCCUGUCGUCUGGAAAGCUGGGCGGAAGCCGUUGACCUACGAGUGCGGAGGUCAUCCCCGUGCGAGCGGCGCUCGCUCGCGGGGGCCUUGGGUAUUUAUUUCGUAUUUAAAUGAUAGUGUUUGGAUUAUGUCGCGACAGGUAGGCUAGGCGCUACAGCCGGGCGGCGCGAAAUGUGACGUGGGGUGUCGGGCGCCACCGCUUUGCCUGAGUUUGAGCGAGGCUAUUGUCACGCGCACACCGAGGUCGGAGCCCAAACGAGUGCACUGCUGUGUUGAUUAAAAAGAAAGAUUGUUUAUGACAAGGCUCAGCCGUGAUUGCCUUACAAAUCGGAGCUUUCAGUUGUGGUGCAGCCCCGUGUCGUAUCGAUGGCAACGCUCUCGAACUCGUUUCGUUUCCUGCGAAAAAUUCGUUGAGGUAUUCAAUGAACUGUGUUUCUUGUAUUGUUAGUCAGAGGUCACCUUGGUAUUGCUGGUGGGAAUCACAUCUAUAGGCUACUGUUGAUCAUCUACGUACGCUGCACCUCUCACUCUCUCCCUCUCCCUCUCUCUCGAUCUCGCUGUCCUUUAGAAAGAUAGAAUGGGUAGCUGACAUUCAAGUAGGCUCUAGUCAAGCUGCAAAUCUAAAUC
Molecule: messenger RNA, 2257 nt
Organism: Pollicipes pollicipes
Lineage: Eukaryota; Metazoa; Arthropoda; Thecostraca; Pollicipedomorpha; Pollicipedidae
Product: histone-lysine N-methyltransferase MECOM
Exons: 1
Coding region: 1-948 (315 amino acids)
Biological process (GO): regulation of transcription by RNA polymerase II
Molecular function (GO): DNA-binding transcription factor activity, RNA polymerase II-specific; RNA polymerase II cis-regulatory region sequence-specific DNA binding
Source: RefSeq, a predicted model, not a curated record